This is a messenger RNA of Cebus imitator (Panamanian white-faced capuchin), 5241 nucleotides long. RefSeq names its product dedicator of cytokinesis protein 4-like. Lineage: Eukaryota; Metazoa; Chordata; Mammalia; Primates; Cebidae. Gene Ontology annotation, biological process: cell chemotaxis; small GTPase-mediated signal transduction. The transcript has 26 exons. The annotation marks the transcript as partial. Gene Ontology annotation, molecular function: small GTPase binding; guanyl-nucleotide exchange factor activity. The record is from RefSeq and is a predicted model, not a curated record. Gene Ontology annotation, cellular component: cytoplasm; plasma membrane.
UUUUCACCUUGACAUUUCCUUUUUUAUCACUAGUGUUAUCAUUACAACAGUUCUGUACCUCUCGGAUGCACUUCGUAAGAACUUCUUAAAUGAAAACUUUGAUUAUAAGAUCUGGGAUUCCUACUUUUACCUUGCAGUCAUUUUUAUAAACCAGUUGUGUCUGCAGUUAGAGAUGUUCACACCUUCCAAGAAGAAAAAGGUGUUAGAAAAAUAUGGUGACAUGCGGGUAACAAUGGGUUGUGAAAUUUUCAGCAUGUGGCAAAACCUAGGAGAGCACAAGCUUCACUUUAUCCCUGCCCUGAUUGGCCCCUUCCUAGAAGUGACCUUGAUACCCCAGCAAGAUCUUCGAAAUGUCAUGAUUCCAAUUUUUCAUGAUAUGAUGGACUGGGAGCAGAGGCGGAGUGGCAACUUUAAACAGGUGGAAGCCAAGCUAAUUGACAAACUGGAUAGCCUGAUGUCAGAAGGCAAAGGUGACGAAACAUACCGAGAGCUCUUCAACAGUAUAAUUCCACUAUUUGGUCCCUAUCCUAGUCUACUAAAGAAAAUUGAGCGGGAAACAUGGCGGGAAAGUGGCGUUUCAUUAAUUGCUACUGUAACUCGUCUAAUGGAGAGGUUGUUAGAUUACAGGGACUGCAUGAAAAUGGGAGAGGUAGAUGGCAAAAAGAUUGGCUGCACGGUUAGCCUUCUGAACUUUUAUAAGACUGAACUGAAUAAGGAAGAGAUGUAUAUACGCUACAUUCACAAACUCUAUGAUCUGCAUCUCAAAGCACAGAACUUCACAGAAGCUGCAUAUACCCUCCUCUUAUAUGACGAGCUGCUGGAAUGGUCUGAUCGGCCCCUCAGGGAGUUCCUGACCUAUCCCAUGCAAACAGAAUGGCAACGCAAAGAGCACCUGCACCUCACCAUCAUCCAGAACUUUGACAGAGGCAAAUGCUGGGAGAAUGGCAUCAUCUUGUGCCGAAAGAUUGCAGAGCAGUAUGAGAGUUACUAUGACUACCGAAACCUGAGCAAGAUGCGGAUGAUGGAAGCCUCUUUGUAUGACAAAAUUAUGGACCAGCAACGUCUUGAACCAGAGUUCUUCAGAGUUGGAUUUUAUGGAAAAAAAUUUCCAUUUUUCUUAAGAAAUAAGGAGUUUGUGUGUCGAGGGCAUGACUACGAGAGGCUGGAAGCCUUCCAACAGAGAAUGCUGAACGAGUUCCCCCACGCCAUCGCCAUGCAGCACGCCAACCAGCCUGAUGAGACCAUCUUCCAGGCAGAAGCUCAGUAUUUGCAGAUAUAUGCGGUGACUCCCAUUCCGGAGAGCCAGGAGGUCCUGCAGAGAGAGGGUGUUCCGGACAACAUCAAAAGUUUCUAUAAAGUGAAUCACAUCUGGAAAUUCCGCUAUGACCGACCUUUUCACAAAGGCACAAAAGAUAAAGAGAAUGAAUUCAAGAGUCUCUGGGUGGAGAGAACGUCAUUAUACUUGGUGCAGAGUUUGCCCGGCAUUUCUCGCUGGUUUGAGGUGGAAAAGCGUGAAGUGGUAGAAAUGAGUCCUCUGGAAAAUGCAAUUGAAGUGCUGGAAAAUAAGAAUCAGCAGCUGAAGACUCUGAUUAGUCAGUGUCAGACAAGACAGAUGCAGAAUAUUAAUCCCCUGACUAUGUGCCUGAAUGGAGUUAUAGAUGCUGCAGUUAAUGGUGGCGUUUCCAGGUACCAAGAGGUAAGGAUUAGAUGUAGCCUCUCCACUCCAACUGUGCCUUUCAGAGGCAUGCUUGAUAUUUGUUAUGCAAACGUGCUGGCAGCGCAGAUUCUGGAAUUUGGUUUGGCUGUGCAUGAGAAGUUUGUACCUCAAGAUAUGAGACCGCUUCACAAAAAGCUGGUUGACCAAUUCUUUGUGAUGAAGUCAAGUUUAGGGAUACAGGAGUUCUCUGCUUGUAUGCAAGCCAGUCCUGUCCAUUUUCCUAAUGGAAGCCCUCGCGUGUGUAGAAACUCAGCACCUGCCUCUGUGAGCCCAGAUGGUACCAGGGUAAUUCCUAGACGCAGCCCAUUAAGUUACCCAGCUGUCAACCGAUACUCCUCCUCCUCACUGUCCUCACAAGCUUCUGCUGAAGUAAGCAAUAUUACAGGGCAAUCAGAAAGCUCUGAUGAAGUCUUUAACAUGCAGCCAAGUCCAUCUACCUCAAGCCUGAGUUCUACUCAUUCAGCUUCGCCUAACGUGACAAGUUCUGCUCCAUCGAGUGCCAGAGCUUCUCCAUUGUUGUCUGACAAACACAAACAUUCCCGAGAAAACUCUUGCUUGUCCCCAAGAGAGAGACCAUGCAGUGCCAUCUAUCCAACACCCGUGGAGCCUUCACAGAGGAUGCUGUUUAAUCAUAUUGGAGACGGGGCCUUGCCACGCAGUGAUCCAAAUCUCUCUGCACCUGAAAAAGCUGUGAACCCCACCCCUAGCAGCUGGAGCCUGGACAGUGGGAAGGAAGCCAAGAACAUGUCGGAUAGUGGGAAACUUAUCUCUCCCCCUGUCCCUCCAAGACCCACACAGACUGCUUCACCAGCAAGACAUACAACAUCAAUAUCCCCCUCACCUGCCGGGAGAUCUCCAUUGAAGGGCUCCGUGCAGUCUUUCACCCCCUCUCCGGUGGAGUACCACUCCCCAGGACUCAUCUCCAACUCCCCUGUCUUGUCGGGCAGCUACAGCAGUGGGAUUUCUUCUCUCAGCCGGUGCAGCACGUCGGAAACCUCAGGCUUUGAAAAUCAGGUGAAUGAACAGUCGGCCCCCGUGCCGGUGCCGGUGCCCUUGCCGGUGCCCGUGCCCGUGCCCGUGCCCAUGCCCAUGCCGACCUAUGCCGGGGAGGAGCCGGUGCGCAAGGAGAGCAAGACCCCGCCCCCGUACAGCGUCUACGAGCGGACUCUGCGGCGCCCCGUCCCGCUACCUCACAGCCUCUCCAUCCCCGUCACGCCCGAGCCACCCGCGCUGCCCCCCAAGCCUCUAGCGGCGCGAUCCAGCCACCUGGAGAACGGGGCCCGGAGGACUGACCCCGGCCCGCGGCCCAGGCCCUUGCCCCGGAAGGUCUCUCAGUUAUAAGUCACUUUUCUAUGUACCUGCGAUGAAUUCUUUGCCCGUUUACAAAAUAAGAAGUAUGAUGAGAAGACAUUUAGUGUAGGCACUUUAAUAACUAACUUACUCAGAUCCUUCAAUGAAUGGAAUUAAAACUUGCUUAUUAAUAUCAUGUUGCACAAUAUUAAAAGUUGCUGAUCUCAAUGCCAGAUGUUAAAUGAAGUAUGGCUGAAUUUCAUUAAAACGUUUCUCAUUUGAAAGUGGUAAAUAGUGACAGAGACUCCUUUUGUACCUUUUUUUGUUCACUUUUUUUUUUUACAUAGUAAAAUCUUAAAACCAAUACGAUAUUGUCAAACAAUACAAUGUGUGACAAUGUUGUAUUCUUUUUACUGAAUACUUGAUACUUGGAGAAAGCUUAUUAAGUCAGUGCACAUCCUAACACAGUGGUCCUUAUUUUAGAAGAUGCCUGUAAAUAAGACAAGGUGUUUGGCUCCUCUGAGCAGAUUAUCGGUGAAGAUCAUCAGAAUUAAAGUUCAGGCAGGCUAGCCAGAUAGUAUACUUAAGGGGUGGCAAGGAUUGGAACUGGAAAUUGUUUUGUUCUUGAAACAAAAUGCUUCUUUACGGUUGCUUUUGCUGUUUGACUGCUGUCUACAUUCUUAAAAUUCGAUUUUGUGAAUUGGUUGCUAAAUCCCUUACUGCCCUCACACCAUGGUAUCUACUGUAUUUCUUUUCGAGGUGCCAUUUGCUUCAGAGUUCCGAUCAGCUAGAUUAAGCGAGAGACUCCAGAAGAAAUGUUUACUUGAAUUUUGUGCUUCCUUUCUUGAUAGUUUCCUAUAUAAAAUGUGUCAUUGAAGAAGAGCAGAUGUUCAAGUCUUAAAGAGGCACAAAUUACUGUGCCCCAUUAGCAAGAAUUCAGGAAUCAAUACAGGACAGUAUUAAAUCAAUAGCGUAAGUGAAGAUAAAAAAACUUAGCAAAAAUAUAUUAGCAUGAUUAAAUGGCAAAAGGACUUACAAAAGGCAAGGGCAUUAAUUUUCAAUCCUGCACAAAAUAAAAAAAUUCCUCACGACUCUCCACUUUUACCAGUGGAGCUUGUCGUCCUUCUGCUGAAGGAGGAUUGCUGUAGACUUCUCUAGCUUGACUAUUGCAGCAUAGCACCUUAGAUCUAGAAAGGGAUGCUAAUGCCACAGUUGUAGAAGUGUGAAAAAAGCACCUUGUAUGUAGUAAUGUAUUUUAUAUCUGUUUUUCCUUUUACUGACUGUUUAUAACACUCAAUUGACAAUAGAUAUGAACUGUAUUUUAAAUCAUACUGUUAAAUAUUUUCCCUCUUUUGUUGGGAAGCUCAUUUUAGUUUAACCAUGUUUGCUUAGUUGGUAGCUUACCUGGAAGGCAGUGACCACUUUUUUAUAUUCUCUUAAUGAAACCAUUCAGCAGGUAUAUGCCGUUGAAGCUGGUUAUAGAGGUUUUCUAUAAUAAAUGUUCAAGUAUUUUUGUAUAUAACUGGUUAAUUUUAAUAAGAUAUACCAUUAUGUGUAAAAAAAAAAAAGUAAAAAUAAAAGCAGUUGUUGAUGCAGUAUGAUUGUUAUAAUUAUGCCAAAUACUUUAUGUAUGGAAGAAGAAUAUUUGUACAUAUGUGCUUUUAACAAUAAUUCUGCCAUAUUGACUUUACAAUUUUGAAUGUCGGAAAAAUUAAUAUAUGUUAAAUAUUUAUGUUUAGUGAAAGUGUUCAUAAUUGAGAAAAGGAACAUAUGCAUUUUAGCUUUGUAUCUUGCAAGUUUUGCAGUCAGAAAUUUUUUGAACUAGCUUUUGCUUUUGAUAACACUUUGUGUUUGUAACCACAUUCUUAUAUAUACACAUACAUAUGUGAAGCUCCAUAUACCUGUUGCUUUAAAGAAGUAAAACCUUCCAUUUAAAUAAGAUGACAUGCAUAAGAUAACAAAGCUUCUUUGAUUUCCUUUUCCUGUGUAAUUUAAUAGAUUUGUUGUCUAGUGCUUGGGCACAGUAUAAAUCAGUGUUAUUUGCUCUUGAAGCCAUUUAAAAAAAAUUUUUUUGGCGGUGAGCAGUUGAAUUUAUCUUGAAUUUAUCAUGUGUGUGUGUGUAUUUCUGAAGCAGCUGCAUAGCAGAACAUUUUAAGAGAUUCUGUGAGCCCACAUGUUCAUGUUGGUUGCUGCUGAAUGGUAAAUAUUAAAUAAAAUUACCAGAUUAAUCUUAA